AUGAAUGCUGAGCGUGAUUGCCACACACACUUCCAGCGCGAGGGCUUGGCUAUUCCGGUCCCGAUACAGCAUGAGGCAGUCACCACAACUGAUCAAAGCGUUGUGGAUGUGCACUACAUCCGCGUUGAGGAUUGGAUGCGUGUUCUACUGCGAAAGUGCCCCUCCAUGCUUGCAGGCGGGAAAGAUGAUAUACAAAAGCAGCUCAAAGAUUUCUGGGCGAUGUUUCGUUGGACUCACGGGGACCAUGAAGUGUACAAGAAGGACCCAGCAGACCUUGAGCGCACACUACCUGUUAUGCUUUACGCCGAUGAAGGAAAGGGGCCAAAGCGUGGCAACUACAUGAUCACAUGUCUUGAAAGCGCUAUUGGUGCCGAGCCCUACGAAGGCAUUGAUUGCUCGUGCAGUGCGUUUGUGCAGGAGCACAUAGAACACGCGCCUGUCUGCUAUGGCCCACUCGCAGAAGUCUCCGACGCGACGGGGGACCUUGCCAUAAAUAUAAGCAGUCACAGUUUCCUGACCAGACAUUUUCUUUUUGGGCUUCCGGACUUUGUUUACAAGCCGCAUCCAGAAGUGUACAACCACUUGCUACAGCUAUUGGCCGAAGAGCUCAGAAACGUCUUCUCUUCUGGUUUUUUGGUGGAUGGCGUUCGUUGGUAUUGUGCCCUGAUCGCUGCCAAAGGAGACUUGAAACACAUGAACGAGCGCUGGGGUAAACUGACGCGAUCAUACUCACACUUGGGCCGAAAAAACCAUCUAGAGAUGUGUUCUAUGUGUUGGGCUGGUAGGUUGGGAGUGCCCUGGGACAGCCUCGAACACGACCCCGUUUGGGCUCCCACAAUGUUUCUUGACCGCCCCUGGCUACCAACUGAAACACCGGCCCUCACCCACUGCCCGUUCGACCAGUCGAAACCAGAGUUCCUCUACAAGCUUGACUUGUUCCACCUUGUGAAGGUGGGCAUAGCCCAAGAUGUUGCAGGCGCUGUCGUUCUGCUGGCUCGUUUAGGCCUGUAUGAUGAUGAGGGACAAGCACGUGAAUUGAAAAGUCGCCUGAAUCGGGCCCAUGGCCAUUUCGUACUCUGGACCAUUGCCAACAACAAAAGUCCGGCGCUACGCUCUUUCACCCCUGCACUCUUCAGUGUGAAGAAAUUGAGCACUGACAUCCCAUGGAGUAACACAAAGGGCAGUGACAGCGUCCUGCUUGUUGAAUACUUGCAAUGGUACGCUGGCGUGCUGCUGACUGAGCCGCAAGAACGAUUCCAGGGAUCUCGCCGGCUAUUCAAGCUGCUGAGGACAACAACCACACACUGCUUGGAGAUGUUGCAUAUUUGCUACUCGCAUGGCCUAUUUCUGGAUAGAGUUUGUGCGCAAAGCUUUUAUCUUCGGACCAUGGCUUUCCUGUCAGGAUUCAAAGCUCUAGCAAGGGAAGCUCUGAAUUUGGGUAUGCUUGCGUUCGGGCUCAAGCCCAAAUUCCAUGCACUGCACCAUUUGGCAUUCGAGGUCCGCCAAGUCCUUAAGUCACCCGCCCCGUGGGUUUUGAACCCAGCCUGUUAUUCCUGUGAUCAAGGAGAAGAUGUGGUGGGAAAACUUUGCGAGUUGGCGCAGGUUGUGUCAACGCUCACCAUCGACAAGCGUGUCAUACAAAGACAUUUCCUCAAGAAGGCCGCAGUUGUACGACGAUAUGCAAACUACAGAAGGUCACUAGGAAUGGUGGACGCAGCCCCACUCGCUCCAGAAUCAGGCAAGGCUCGUUUCAUCAGACGCUCAAUCGUCAAGAUGAAGCGCAAGCGCUGA
Symbiodinium natans is the source of this 1791-nucleotide messenger RNA. Lineage: Eukaryota; Dinophyceae; Suessiales; Symbiodiniaceae. The record is from the annotation of a GenBank genome assembly.